ACUAUCGUUGCCCCUCGCCCCGGGUCCGUCAAAAGUGGAUCCGGGACGAAUCCUCUCAGCAACGCAUCCCAAUAGCAGCAAAGGGGAAGAGGUCCGUGGCCAUUUUGGCUCGAGCCAUUCUGGUCAAGGCACAAGGGCUAACCAGUGGGCGACGCGUGCCUGCGGGCUGGCCACCGCUCUUACAGCAUAUGCCCGUGCUCAUGGCGAUGUUUCAAGAUGGCGAUGCUGCCUUCGCCGACCCGAUCAAGGGCAAGACGGCGCGCCCCAGCUCCCCCGGAGAGAGCUCGCUCCCCACGCGGUGCCCGUCGUCGGAGCUGCUGAUCUGCGAUCGGUGCGAUGACGACCACGGCCACGACACCACCGUUCCGCAGAAGGGCGGCGACGAGCCGGUGCUCCUCGAGCAGGUGCUCCUCGAGCCAGUCAUGUACCCCCCCAGGAGGUGGCCCGCGAUGGCCGCGCAGAAGGAGGCCCCCCUCCGGCGCCUCCGGUCCGAGGCGUACUGGGAGCAGCAGGCCGCGCUCGGCCAGCGGCCGAGGGGCACGCCCUGGGGGGCGGGCGUCGGGCAGCGCAGCGCGUGCUUCGAGGAGGGCCUCCCCGGCGCGGCAGCGGCCGCGGUGCCCGCGCCGGAGGCUGCCGAGGGCGGCGGCGAGGGCGCCGCCGAGGGCUGCGCGGCCGAGGGCGCCGCGUGCUGGGCGGGCGCCAUCUCCCGGGCGCUGCGCCGCGGGGUGCGCGGGCCGGCGCAGGGGCCCCGGGCGCCCGCGGCCGCCGCCCCGCCGUCGCGUGGCCGCGCGUGCAGAUUUGCCCGAGGCCGCCACGCAGGUGAGAUGAUCGCCGUGCCGUGACGAGAACCUGGUCGUGGACCGAGCGACCACGGUAACGAGGCUAUGAGCUACUUUAUUAUGGUCAGCUGCUGACCUCGCGCGUCCCCACGCGUCAAUACGCGUCAAAACGCUCAGUUGGCAUACACAUGGUUCAUGUUUAAUUCUUCGAAACCGAACCCCGGACGAAAAUCAGGGGCCGAGUUGCUGCUGUGAUACAACAUCGGCCUCGACUGACCCGACGUGUCCCCACACGCGUCAAUACAGUUGGCAAUUGUUUAACGACUGAUCCCCAGACGCGUCAAUACGCGACCGACCGUUGAUCGUUGAUCACAGUCUUACGCCACAUCCGUUGAUUGCUUGGGGUCGGCGGAUUUGAAGCGCAGAGGCCCUUCACGUACACCAUCCGCUACCACAUCGCUGCUUGCCAUGGCCCCAAGGAGCUUUUUCCGCGGUGACAAUGCCAUGCGCUUGUCCAAGCAAGUCGCCAUGGGGCACAACGUCGGUCUUCUAGUCGUAUGAUUAUGGGGCGUUCGGAGCGGCAGCCUCAUGAUGACCCUUUAUGCGGAACCGGGUAGCCUCCGGCGGCCUACCUCCCUGCCCGCAGCGGCAUCGGGGACAGCGGCGGAUCCCGGCAGGGAUCGAGGUAGGGCGCCCUUUCUCGCGGACCACCGCUCCAGUGGCCAAGCUGUGUCAAACCGGCUCGAGCCGAGCUGGCAGCAGCAGGCGAGAGGGGGGAAUGAAAGAGAGAGA
Molecule: messenger RNA, 1571 nt
Organism: Prorocentrum cordatum
Lineage: Eukaryota; Dinophyceae; Prorocentrales; Prorocentraceae
Source: the annotation of a GenBank genome assembly